ACCGGAGGGAAAGUAAAUAAAAGCUACGCGCAUGCGCACGAGCAACACACCGAUCCCGCACGGUUCAUUUGACUUCAUUCCAGCAAAGACGUGAAGCGACGAACAGGAAUAUGAUGUUCCGCAGCAUUAAGGUGUUCGUGCUAUGCCACGGUCUGCUGCAGUUUUCCCAGCUGCUGUACAGCUCCUACUUCAAGAGCAGCCUCAGCACGGUGGAGAAACGCUACGGCCUCAGCAGCUACUCCACGGGAACCCUGUCCUCCCUGCACGAGGUGAGCAACUGCCUGUUGAUCGUGUUCCUGAGCUACUUUGGGAAUCGGGUGCAUCGCCCUCGCCUCAUCGGGAUCGGCGGACUGUUGAUGUCCAUCAGCGCCGUCAUGCUCGCCCUGCCGCACUUCCUGUCACGGCCGUAUGAAUACGACUCGGUGCUACUGGACCGUCAGGACAUUUGCGACCUGCAGAGGAACUCCAGCGCCUCCGAGUCUUGUGGCCGGGACGAGAGCAGGCGAUUGGCCGACACGCGCAACCUGUGGAUGCUCAUGGCCGCCGCCCAGCUACUGUUUGGCGUUGGCUCAGUGCCCAUGCAGCCCUUUGGCAUCUCCUAUAUUGACGACUUCGCCGCACCGGGGAACUCACCGCUCUACAUAGCCAUCUUGUUUGCUGUUUCCGUGUGCGGGCCCGCCUUUGGCUUCCUGUUGAGCUCCGCGAUGCUUCGUAUCUAUGUGGACAUGGACAAAGUCGCCUCGGAUGGCGGCAUGGAUCAAGCGCUGAGUCCGGGCGAUCCCCGCUGGGUGGGCGCCUGGUGGAUGGGCCUCCUCAUCACGUCGGCCUGCCUGGCGCUCACCUCACUGCCGUAUUUCUUCUUCCCCCGCACUUUGCCUUCAGAGGGACGGAUGAUUGGAAUGGAAUCCACCGAGGACUUCAAGAAGCCUCGCGUCUCUUUGUUCAACUUCUUAAAAAUGUUUCCCAGGAUGUUCAUCCACUUGCUGCUGAGUCCCUUCUUCCUGAUCCUGAUCCUGGCUCAGUGCUGCUUCUCCUCGGUGAUCGCCGGCCUCUCCACCUUCCUCAACAAGUUCCUGGAGCGCCAGUACAGCGCUUCCAUGGCCUACAGCACCAUGUUGGUCGGUGCCAUGAAUCUUCCGGCCGUGGCGGUCGGCAUGCUGCUGGGCGGCGUCAUCAUGAAACGGACGGGAAUGUCUCUGAAGAACAUCCCUCGCUUCUCCGUGCUCAUGUUGAGCAUUUCCACGCUGAUGUGCGUGCCGCUCUUCUUCAUGGGAUGCUCCACGCACAAAGUAUCUCAGGUCAAUCACAACCAGAUCGGACAGCGCGGGUCCCCGUCCAAUUGCUACGCCAACUGCUCGUGUCCCUCCGGAGCCUUUAAUCCAGUGUGCGGCUCUGAUGGGGUGGAGUAUAUUUCUCCGUGCCAUGCCGGCUGCACCAAUUUCACCAAGGACCCAGACAACAUACACGCAGUCCAGCUGUACACCAACUGCAGGUGCGUCACGGGUAGUCAGAGUCACGCGCGGCCGUCGCCCUGUGCCAAUCAGUGCUCCCACCUCCUGCUGCCCGUCAUCCUGAUGCUGUCGGCGGGGGCGCUGGUCGCCUGCCUUACCCACAACCCCAUGUACAUGAUGCUGCUCAGGAGCGUAGCGUCAGAAGAGAAGUCCUUUGCUAUCGGAGUUCAGUUUUUGCUCUUGAGGCUUUUGGCGUGGCUUCCGGCUCCGGCGCUGUUCGGCAUGGCCAUCGACACCUCGUGCAUUUGGUGGAAGCGCAUGUGCGGCAAGAAGUUCAGCUGCGACUACUACGACAAUGAUGUCUUGAGAAACAGGUACCUGGGCUUGCUGGUGGGCUACAAGGUGAUGGGUGUGGCCCUGCUAGCCAUCCUGGGUUGGAAAGUGCUGCGGACACAGGAGUACACUCUGGAGAAGAGGCCCGAUGGGGUGCUAUAAAACAUUGGCACCCCUCCAACCCCCUUCCCAUCUUAAGGUGGUAAUGCUCAAAAGACCAAAAGGUGGCGAUACCUCACAGCUUCUGCCGGACUUGUACAAUAACAUGUUCACUGCUGCCCGUCAGGUAGGUUCUAAUGCACAGCCCAUUAAUUGUAUAGCAUAAUAUUUAAGUAAUUAUUUUUUUAUACUGUCUGCACGCUGUUCAUUUUAUACACUGAUUUCUUUCUUUUUAUUUUAUUUUUUUACUUGUAUUAAUCGUUCAAUUUUUUUUUUGGUGCUACGUACCGCACAUGCCUACUUACCAAUAAAACAUGCUGUAUAAUAAUCAA
Molecule: messenger RNA, 2275 nt
Organism: Hippocampus zosterae (dwarf seahorse)
Lineage: Eukaryota; Metazoa; Chordata; Actinopteri; Syngnathiformes; Syngnathidae
Gene: slco2a1
Product: solute carrier organic anion transporter family, member 2A1
Exons: 14
Coding region: 111-1946 (611 amino acids)
Biological process (GO): transmembrane transport; prostaglandin transport; sodium-independent organic anion transport
Cellular component (GO): membrane
Molecular function (GO): prostaglandin transmembrane transporter activity; protein binding
Source: RefSeq, a predicted model, not a curated record